Molecule: messenger RNA, 4179 nt
Organism: Synchytrium microbalum
Lineage: Eukaryota; Fungi; Chytridiomycota; Chytridiomycetes; Synchytriales; Synchytriaceae
Product: DNA-directed DNA polymerase
Exons: 2
Coding region: 19-4179 (1386 amino acids)
Biological process (GO): DNA integration
Molecular function (GO): nucleic acid binding
Source: RefSeq, a predicted model, not a curated record
GGAGAGUAGACCACAUCGAUGACAUCCACGAUAGUAAAUAUGAAGGACUCUCUAUCUUUCCCUGAAUUCAAAGGAAUCGAAGGCGAAAUGAAGUAUGACGACUUUGCAGUCACAAUACAUGGAAUGCUAAAGAAGUAUACGAACUAUUAUAGCAUACUUGUAAACAGCAGUCUCCGGCCAGCAACAGAAGUAGCAUCUGCUAGUAGUGGUACCAUCACCCAAUCUCAAUGGGACGAAGCUGACGCCAUUAUUUACUCUGCCCUAUCAAAAGCUCUAUGCAACAAUAGGAACGUUAUGCCACGUAUUACGGAACUUACCAAAAGUAGUAUUGCAUCGGCUAAAAGUAUGUACUCUCACGAGAUCUGGACCAUACUGAAAGAAUUCUAUAGUCCCAAGGAUGGUAGCAACUUGCUUCUGAAGCUCUCAGAAUGGAUGGGAGUAAAACAAAACAGCAUGUCUAUUGACCUUUACGGCCAACGGGUCGUCGCUCUAAACCGAGAUGUUAUAGAUAUUGUAAGCUCCCUAGAAGAAAAAGAUAUUGGAUCCGUCAUUCAACUGAUGUCCUCUCUUGUCUUUAUAAAUGGCCUCAACGAAAGUAUGCAAACUUUCAAAAGUGUAGCCCUAUCAUCGGACAAACCCAAACUUGAUCACAUUAUCACCCAGGCUAAGCGUGAAGAACGGUUGAGAGAAGCCACGCAGCCCCAUGAAGGUACCGAUAACGGCGCUUAUCCAGCUGCUGAAUCUCGUGGGAGAGGCCGUGGUCGUAACUUCACUAGAGGUCGAGGUGAUCGAGGUCGAGGUCGCGGUCGUGACGAUAACCGCCUCCCCAGAGACGACAGCAAAUGGUGUACACUCCAUGAAGUUAGCGGUCAUGACCUAGCAUCAUGUGUAACUCACAAACGAAAUCAAGAGCAGGGUAAAUCUGCAACCGAUAAACCCGAUAAUAGACAGGCCCGAGCAUAUCCAGCAGUCGAGCUCGCCUAUACAUCCACUUCUGGAUCUACCACUUGGAUUAUGGAUUCUGGUGCCACUAGUCAUAUGACAGACAACCGAAUGCUAUUUCACACUUAUCAAUCGAUCACUCCCCGCCCCAUUAUGGGCAUUGGAUCUCACACAAUCAACGCUAUUGGAAUUGGCCAUAUUCGCGCGAAUGUAGUAAGUAGUGAUACAGUAGCACCUAUAAAUCUCGUAGAUGUACUCCAUGUACCAGGGCUUCACCGCAAUCUUCUCUCCGCUAGAAAGCUUGUUGAAAGUAGUCAGAAGGACGUAGUUUUCAAGCCGGGUGGAAUCGUCACCUUAAAUCCGUCUAAUACGCUUACUAGUGUCUCUAUCAAAGGAGAUGGUCCACUCUACGAAAUCGAGAUUCAACCAUUGGUCACAGCAUUUGCUGCAACAACCCAUAACAUCUGGCACGCACGGCUAGGCCAUGCUUCAGCCAGCCGCAUGAAGGCCACCAGCCAUAUUGUAAACAGUGAAAUAAACACCGCUUCUCACUCUUAUCUCUGCAGUUGUACGGGGUGUGUUCUCGCCAAACAUCACAGAUCACCAUUUCCACAGCAGUCACCGCAUCGCGCUAAGAAGCCCUUCGACAUCAUCCAUACCGAUGUAGCUGGCCCUAUGGACGAAACGACUAUAGGAGGAAAUAAAUAUUUUGUCACUUUCAUAGAUGACUGCACAAGAUAUGUUUGGAUUUACUGCAUCAAAACUAAAAGCCAAGUUCACUCAACACUCGAAAACUGGUUGAAACUUGUCCAGACUCAAUUCGAAAGAACAGUCAAAUGUCUUCAUAGUGACAAUGGUGGUGAAUACAUCAAUAAGGCCAUGCUCAAAAGUCUUCGUCUCAACGGAAUGGUCCACCGAGUUACCACUCCCUACACCCCUCAACAAAACGGUGUGGCCGAAAGAUACAACAGAACCAUUAUGGAAGCUUCGGACAGUAUGAGAUUCCAUGCAGGUCUGCCUAUCGAGUUCUGGGGUGAAGCUACUAUGACUGCCUGUUACAUCAACAAUCGAUUGGCAACAGAUGCGCUUGCAAAACAAACACCACACGAAGCCCUCUUUGCUGAGAAACCCGAUAUUUCCCAUCUCAAAGUCUUCGGUUGUAUUGCUUGGCCGCUUAUCCCAAGUAGCACACGCAGAAAAAGACAAGAGAAAUCAACACCAUGUCUUUUUAUGGGAUACGAUGGAGCGGAUGGUAGGGGUAUCGCAGGAGUUAGAUUAUGGAAUCUUACUAAAUCUCGUAUGGACUACUCUAGAGACGUCUACUUUUGGGAGACAAAGUUUCUCAGAGACAUAGAUUCAACAAUUGCUUCACCAACCAUAUCAGAACCAACCACUCCCGAACCCAUGACAUCCGAGCACUCUGAUACCGAGCACCCAUCACCAACCAACGAUGACAUUAUAGAUGCUACAGACACUCUUGCAAGUGACGACGACUUCCAGAGUGCCCAUGGAUCACCAACUGUAACCAGGUCUAGACAUAAAAAGCUAGGUGGUGAACUACUAAAGGGUGUAUCCAAGCUGGCUAUCGAAGCGGAUGAAUGGGUACUUAUGGCGGAUUAUUCCAUCUUUGACGGUGAAUGGUCGCUCGCAGCAAAUGAUGAAUCUACCCCCAAUACUUAUAAGCAAGCUAUCAAAUCAUCAGAUUCUGACGACUGGAUGGAAGCUAUGAUCGAAGAAAUGUCCAACAUGAAAGCCAACCAUGUCUUUGAACUUGUGGAUUUGCCAAGUGGAACGAAACCAAUACCUACUCGAUGGGUGUAUGCAAAGAAACAGAACAAACAUGGGGUCACGGUCAGAUAUAGGUCUCGACUAGUCGCCAAAGGAUUUCUUCAAAGAGAGGGGGUCGACAUGGGUGAAACGUACUCACCAACUCUCCAAAUGGCAUCAGCUCGCAUGAUUAUGGACAUUGCCGCCAAGUUGGAUCUCGAGCUACAUCAGAUGGAUGUCGUUACUGCCUUUCUCCAAUGUCCAAUCGAUACUGAAGUAUACAUCAACCAGCCAGAAGGGUUUGUAGAUCCCAAACGACCCAAGGCAGUAUUGCGUCUUCGACGAGGUAUCUACGGUCUCAAACAAUCUCCUCGAUUAUGGAACCAGACAUACUCAGCUGCUCUAGUCAAACUAGGAUAUAAGCAACUUCGAACCGAUCCUUGUGUUUGGAUUCGACGCAGAAAGGACAACCUCACCAUACUUGGAGUCUUUGUCGAUGAUACACUACUAGCUGGAAAUACUCAAGCCAUCACAGAAGCUAAACGGGAACUUCACCAUGCCUUCAAGAUGACUGAUCAAGGCCAACUCAACUUCUUCCUUGGUAUGGAAAUAGUACGGGAUCGCAAAGCUAGAACCAUUAGCUUGAAUCAACGCCAGUACUUGAAGGAGAUGCUUCAAGAAUUCAGGAUGGACGACUGUAAUCCAACCAACAUACCAUGGCAACAUGGCCAAUACUUACCACCUCGAACACAAUUAGAGGAGCCAUGGGAUCUUCACCUAUACCGUAAAGCAGUCGGAUCUUUACUAUACGCCUCAAACAUGACCAGACCAGAUAUUGCAGCUGCCGUCGCUCAUGCUGGCCAAUAUAUGGGCCACCUCGGUCCGUCAAAGAAACACUGGGCAGCUGUCCUACAAAUAUUCAGCUAUAUCAAGGGUACAUUAGAUUACAGUCUUGUACUAGGAGGACUCCAUCAACAAAUUGAAUUGCUGGCUUACGCAGACGCUGAUUAUGCCAAUGACCAAUACGGACGUAGAUCUAGGUCAGGAUAUACUGUCAGUCUUGGUAUGGGGCCGAUAUGUUGGGGAUCAAAGAAGCAACAGUCUGUAGUCAACUCAACAACAGAAGCAGAAUACGUCGCUCUAGGCUAUGCUACUCAAGAAGUAUUAUGGGCACGUCAGUUCUUGAAAGAACUUGGCUUCGCACUCAAAAAGCCUACGAUAAUCUUUGAAGAUAAUCGUGGUGCUUGGCAUCUAGCACGAACCGACAGUGUCAACUCACGCACUAAACAUAUAGACAUCCGCCACCACUUCAUACGAGACUACCAUGCCAGUGGAGACAUUGAAGUCACCCAAGUCUCUUCAACUGACAACGUUGCUGAUAUUUUUACAAAAGGUUUACCUCUACCAGCAUUCCAAAAGUGUCGCAAAGGUCUCGCACUCAUGGAGGCGAGAGGGGGUGUCCGUGCGUGA